ACACAGAGGGGGCUUUGCUCUGCUUGUGGGCUGAGUGGCGCUCCCCCAACAUAUGCCCCAUCUCCGCUGGAAUGUGAUUAUCUUCCGUAGCUGUGGAGAGGAAGGCAGAGCAAUGCGAGAAGCAUAAAAUGGAAGAGAGAGAGGGCUGAAGCGUCGGGAGAGCAAGACGAGAGGUUGAGCAAAAGGGUGAGUCAGUCUGUCACUGAGCCGGCAAGCGAGCGAAGGGAGCGGCGGAAGGAAGGGAGGAUGCGACCACUGCAGCCAGGCAGCAGUUUAACAGCAACCUGAACCUGCCACCAGCUUUGGAAGCCGCCCACAAGCGAUGAGGGGGAACCUUUUUUAGGGUGGGAGUGUAUUCUCCUCCCUGACGUAUGGGACCGGACGCCACCUCCACUCAGACGGGAAAGAUAACGCCGUGUGUUUCCAGUCCGAGCGUGCUGACGAAGAUGCCUGCGUGCCCGUGAAAAUCGAGCACUCCAGAGCUGUCGGUCGGAGCUCAUCAUGCAAGUACAGUAACUCCUCCAGCGUGCACGCGUGUCUGACUCGAGCAACAAGUGCGAGCGCUGAGAGGAUCCGGUCAGGCGUCAAUGGAAGAAGUUCUGGCAAGAGGCCGCUGUCGCAGUCCAAACCGCCAGUGCCUCCCAAACCAGCACACCUUCAGAGCCCGGUGACGGAGCUCUCAUCCCCUCUGGCUCACAUCCACAAACCCCAGUUUAGACCAGGGAUGGAGGAGGGAGGUGGAGGAGGAAGGGGGGCGGCAAACCGGGAGAGGGUCAGAGUCAAACACUCCAAAGUGUCAGACCUCAUCAGCCGAUUUGAGGAGAACAGCAACACGGACAACAGGAGAGCUAGCUCGCCUCUCAAACAGAGCGGCAAAUCGGCCAACUGCAGCCCCGCACACCGGACCUCCCACAGGCUGACGGAGCCCGCCAAGAUCCAGGAGAACCACUCCACGGUAGAGCUGGACUCUGUGGCAUCCGACCCGCAGGAUGCACGCACACCCACGGCUAACGGGGUGCUGAGGCAGAUGGAGCGGGACAAGGAGGAGGAGACACGGGCGUGUAACGGUGAAAACGGGAGGAUAGUCAAUGGAGAUAUGGGGAGCGCAGACGGGACAGGAGAGGACUCCAGUCCGCAUGCGCACAGAACUCCUUCAGAGAGCUCCCACGAGAGUGAGGAGAUCGGGGCGAGCACGGAGCAGGAACACGAACACAAGGAGACAAACGAGCAGAAGCUGUUCAAGAUCGCCAGCGAGCUCCUGCAGACGGAGAAGGCUUACGUGGUUCGACUGAACUUGCUGGAUCAGGUAUUUUGUGCCAAGCUCAUGGAGGAGGCAAACAAAGGAACAUUCCCCGUGGAUGUGGUGAAGAACAUCUUCUCCAACAUCUCCUCCAUCAACACCUUCCACAGCCAGUUUUUGCUGCCAGACUUGGAGAAGCGGAUGGGAGAAUGGGCAUCCACGCCUCGCAUCGGAGACAUCCUGCAGAAGCUCACGCCCUUCCUCAAGAUGUACGCCGAGUACGUGAAGAAUUUCGACAAGGCCAUGGAGCUGCUGAAACAGUGGAGCGAGCGUUCUCCGCCGUUCAAGGCCAUCAUUCAGGAGAUACAGAGUCAAGACGUUUGCGGCAGCCUUACGCUUCAACAUCACAUGCUGGAGCCCGUGCAGAGGGUGCCUCGCUAUGAGAUGCUCCUCAAAGACUACCUGAAGAAGCUUCCGCAAGACGACCCCGAUCGGCGAGACUCAGAAAAAUCCUUAGAGAUCAUCGCCACGGCAGCAACUCACUCCAACAGCGCCAUACGUAAAUCUGAGAACCUGAAGAAACUGAUGGAGAUUUACGAGAUGCUCGGCGAGGAGGAGGACAUCGUUCAUCCCUCUAAUGAGUUCAUCAAAGAAGGUCACAUCCUGAAGCUGGCGGCCAGGAACACCUCAGCCAUGGAGCGAUACCUCUUCUUGUUCAACAACAUGCUGUUGUACUGCGUUCCCAAAUUCAGCCUGGGUGGACCCAAGUACACGGUCAGGACGCGGAUCGGCAUCGACGGCAUGAAAGUCCUGGAAACCACCAACGAGGACUACCCUCACACCUUCCAGGUUUCGGGGAAGGAGAGGACACUGGAGCUCCAAGCCAGCUCCGAGCAGGACAAGGCGGGCUGGAUCAAGGCUUUCCGAGAGACCAUCGAGAUCUUCCAGCAGAAGAACGAGUCAUUCAAGUCGGCAUCCAAGGACGUGGAGGAGGUGUCGAACGCCGAGCUGGGGAAACGCGCUCCUCGUUGGAUCCGCGACAACGAAGUGACCAUGUGCAUGAAAUGUAAAGAGCCGUUCAACGCCCUCACGCGGCGGCGACACCACUGCAGAGCUUGUGGCUACGUGGUCUGCUGGAAAUGCUCCGACAACAAGGUGCCGCUGGAGUACGACGGCAACAGGGUGAACAAAGUGUGCAGAGAUUGCUUCUCCAUCCUGACGGGAGAAACCAUCACUGAGGGCAAGAAGAAGGGCAUCCUGGAGAUCGAGGCGGGUCAGUUCACGGGCAGCAGCAUCAUGUGCGGCUUCCUGCAGUACUGCGAGAAGAACAAGCCCUGGCAGAAGGUGUGGUGCGUCAUCCCCGAGAAGGAGUGCUUGGUGCUCUACCUCUACGGAGCUCCUCAGGACGUCAAGGCGCAGAGCAGCAUCCCUCUGCUGGGCUACUCGGUGGAGGACAGCAUCCGGCCCGCCGACCCCCAGGCCAGCUUCCGCCUCAGCCAGUCCAAGUCGGUGCACAACUUUGCUGCCGAAAGCGAGGAGCUGAAGCAGCGUUGGCUCAAGGUGAUCCGUGUGGCCGUGACGGGGGAGGUGCCCGAGUGCGCUCACACCAACGGCGGCGGCGUCACCGUGGCGGACAUGCAGGAAGCGGGCUCAGACAGCUCGUAAGGACUCCAGACUCGCAAAGCGCCUUGGCUCGACCGCUUCCUCCUCUCUAGCUGGACCGGAAGGAGUGCUGGAUAAGCUGCCUUUUAUCAUGCAGGCUGGAGUACUCCACUUGGACACAAACACGGGAGGGGACAGCGCCCUCUAAAGCCUGUGGACUCGUACUGCACCGUCUUCCCAACCGCCCAGCCAAGCUGUACAGUAGAAAGUCUAUUUCUGAAGGUUAUUUUCACCUUGUUUGAUAGAAUUUAUGUACAGUAUCUGCCUCUUUUUCUUUUCACGGCUGUCUCGUGGCUCCCAAGGUGGAGGACCAAUCAGAAGGGUGGACGCGCUUCCUGGUCUUAUUAAAUGAGAAGGCGUGGCCAAACCUUUGACAAUGUUAAGUUGUAUUAGCAUUUCAAUUCACCAUCCGGUCAUCAGAAUCAUUUAUUAAAUUGGCCGGUUUUACAUCAUCUCCCCGACCACAUUUUGUGGUUUUAUAAUGAAAAUAGCAUUUUAAAAUGGUAUCAAUUGUAAAAAAAAAAAAAUGACAGUUUUGGUCACUCAUUAAACUUUAUGGAGACACCAAACACAAACUAUUGACCCCCCCCUUCUUAAAAUCAUGCUUGAAAGCAGCAUCGACUUGAGCUUUCACUCCUUUUUCCUUCAUGGUUACACUGGAUGGUGAACAAUCGAUAACGACUGUCCUCGGCCAAAGUGCACAAUGACAUCUUAACAAGCUGGUGCAAGAAUUGUAAAUGUAUUAUUUGUAUUAUUAUUACUGCUGUAAGUAACUGUACUAUUUAAGGUAAUUUAUAGAAGACGAUGAGCAUGAGCUGUUGGAAGUAGCACAAAUCUGUGUCACUAAAGUCUUUUGUUUUGGAUCCAACCGUCUGCAGUGACAGUCGUUAGUCACCAGUCAUUAGCCACCAGUAAUUAGCCACCAGUCGUUAGAGGGGCUGGACGUGCCUACAAUGUUUUGCUUUUGUUUUAUUUCGCCCCCUCCAGUAUUCAAUUGAAAUAAAACAUAAGAGCACAACGUUUCUGAAUGUAUAGCCAACAUACGUGUCCUCUCCUUUGAACAGCUGCGCAGUGUAAAAUGGCAUUAAAUAUGAUUUAUGUGGA
This is a messenger RNA of Doryrhamphus excisus (bluestripe pipefish), 4006 nucleotides long. The record is from RefSeq and is a predicted model, not a curated record. Lineage: Eukaryota; Metazoa; Chordata; Actinopteri; Syngnathiformes; Syngnathidae.